AUGGCUUCCAAAUUCCCCGACGAACCACCCUCAAACACCCAGGAAACGGACGAAGAAACCAUCGCAUUCAGGAAGAAGCUGUCGCGGCGAGUUAGUUUCGCUGAGUGCGAGAUCACCUCGGUCCACAUCUUCAACCGCGACGAUGACUACGAGUCCCCGCAGCAUUCCACUCCCACGCCAGCCUCUGAAAGGGGAAAUGAAGUGCUGGGUCUCUUUAGGGAUUUGAUUGACAGUGAUGACGAUGAUAAUGAUGAUGACGUUUUGAGUGUGGAGAAGUCGUUCUUGAGGCCGAUGGAGUCGCCUUCUCCCGGUGGAAGUAGCACAGUUGGAUCUGCUAUUUCUAAUGACGAAGACAACUUUUUCGGACCAGUGUCUGCAAACUUCAUUCAACCUGGAAGAUUAUCUGAUUCUGCUGCUUCAGAUGACAACCACGAUAUCACUAUGGAUUCAAUAACAUUUUAUAUGCACUUCCGUAGCAUUGCAGGUUCAGAGUCAGGAGAGCUCAAUACUUUAACUACCACAGGAGUUUGUCUUCCAUCUGAAGAGAAGAUGCCUUGCCAAGCUACCAUGCCGUCUGAUCUAAAAAGUUUUAUGGUGUUAAUGAAGGCGAAGAAGGUAAAGUCACCGUCACCUGUGCCUAUCAGUAAAUUUAGUGGUGGUGAAGAAUCUAAUGGCAUGAGCCUUGUUGGAGAAAGCAUGCGUAGGUAUGGUUAUGGAAAGCUCUCUCCCACAUUGGAAGCUCUUCUGGCUGAAGGCAGUAAGGAGUUUAAUGCCAUUCCUGCUUUUGAAUCUACCACUCCAAGGUCAUCAAGCGAAGUUGCCUUAUCUUAUGGUCAUAAGAAUGACUGCACGGAACUGUCAAAUUAUAGGAAUCAAGAGCUCUGCAACAUGAAUAAUCAUGAUAUGUCUGGUAAGGGCAUUUCUUUUGCUCAGGACAAAAUGAUUGAGUCAACAGGUGAUUCAGCAACCACUCUUACUGAUCAAACUAUGUGUGACUGCUCGUCAAACACUAAGGAUGGUUCAGUUGCUGAAAAUUUUGUUGGUCACCAAAUCCAAACUCCUAAUCAGCUGAAUAAAGAAGAAAUGCAUAGGUCUCCAUUAGCAGGUUCCAUACACUCAUUAUCUGCUAAAAGACAACAAUUACUUCUGGAUACUACAAAUUCACCAAGACAUGCACUGUUUGUUACUCCGUCCCCAAAACAAUCCGGUUCUUUUUUGAGUCAGGGAAGCAUAAAACAGGGUGGGAGUUUGCCUUCUGUCCUGAAAAGUAACAUCAAAUUAAAAAAUCUGGAGUGUACUCCCCUUGGUUCUGCUUUCAAUGAUGGAAUUUUGAAGUCAAAAAUUAGAUUAUCAGAUUCCCUUUCUUCUAGAGCUUCAGCUUGUUCAUUCAGUAAAAUUAUGGAACCGAGUGAAGGUUUCCAGUGCCAACAGGUAACUGCACCCACUAUUAAUCUGGAGGAGCAGUUAUCUGGUGUUGGUCUAAAGCAGGGGGAAAUUGAUGGUCCUGUAACUCCAAAAAACAUCAGCUACUUGAGCCAAGAUGGAGGGACCACAGAGCUUUUAGAAGAUAAAGAACAUUAUGAAAAAUAUGCUGAAAGAAUGGAGCAUCAUAGCAGUCUGUCUGGCAAUUUAAAGCCUCAUGAUCAGGAUAACAGCAUCAUUAUUGUUUCUAGAGAGGAGCCCAACUCACUAGAAACAGUUCCUAGUAGUAAUUAUUUAACUGGAACAGCUGAAAACAGAACACAGUCCAGCUUAUCACUUAUUAAGGCCAACCAUUUAACUGAGACUUCUAUAGUAAAAAAGUUGAAUGAAGGAGAAAGUAAUGGACUUGAUAUGCUGAAUGCUUCUGAGAACUCUAGGAACAUCCCUGAGGGAUUUGCCUUGAAAUUGCAAUCAAGAAGCCCAGAGAAAAACAUCGAGACUGCAAUUGAAAUAACCCAGUUCAGUGGAAGUUUCAUUCAGGAACAGAUGAAAAGCCCCUUCGGAAAGAAGCAAACUCAGAGUCCAACUUCAAAAGAGCCAAGUUGCAGCCCGCACAGGAAAGAAAUGCAUAGGGGACUGUGUGGUGAUAAUAUGCAACUACCUGUUGCAAAGGAUGUACUAUCUCUUAGCUGCCAUUCAACUAUACAAACGAUUGAUAACCAUCUUCAAAGAUCUGUGCAGGACCCAAGUCCUGACCAAGACACUCAGAACUCUUCAAAAAGCAAAAGAAUAAGUGAAGUAGUUCUUGCAGACAUGCACCCUGCAGAUAAAAAUAAGUGUAUCCAGCAGAGUCCAAAUUUUCGUGAAAUUGGAGAAAAAGAUAUGGAGCAUGUGUUGGAAUAUUCGAAUGGUAGUAACAUAGGAAAUAAAGGAAUUGAAGGUGGCAAAACAUUGCUGAAUAUGACUGAUAUUUCCAGCAAACUUUUGGCAGAUACAAAACAGCUACUGUCUCCUAGUUUUGAUAAACUAAAUAUAAAAGUGAUAAACAUGUUGGAAGAUAUAUUACUUCAUCAGCAGAAGGUUAAUAAGUUAGAGAUGCUCUGUUCUGAAAUCCAAUUCAAACUAGGUUCAGCAUAUGGUCAAUCCUGCAAUAUUCAUGUAGCUGAAACAAAACUAUUGCUCUAUAGAUUAGUUUAUGAAAAGGCUAAAUUGCAGUUGAUGCAAGUGAAGCGUGAAAGACUGCUGAAUCAGGUACAGUUACUGAGAACUGGAGUUCGGGAGUCUCAAAUGUUGAAGUUAAAUUAUGUCAAGCAUCCAUCUGUGUUAGCUGGAAGAGACACUCAACUUGACAAUAAUACAUGUUCAGUUAGAUCUGGAGAGAACCUUGAGGGAACCAAUGAUAAAGUUACGACAGUGAAGCAUCAGGCUGAUGCUCUGGAGACGAAGAUAAACAAUCUAACCAAGUCUCUUUGUCCUCACUUCAAGAUAAAAGGAGAACUGAGUUGUGCGGAUACUAUUGAUUUGCUUCAUGAUCAUCUAAAGAAGAGAACUUGUUGGGGAUGUAUACUCCAGGAUAUGCAGAAUAGGAAUGGCUAUCAUAAUGUUAUUCUCAACUACCAUGAGUUCUUAUCUCAAAGUCUUACAUUAGACACCAGUCCAAAUUCAAGCAUUUUUGUUGGAAACAAAUUGAACGAUAUAAACAUCAGUAAGAACUUCCCAAACAUGGAUGCUUGUUCUGCAUUUGCUUUUGUCUUUAACCAUGAAUAUACUACGAAAUAUGUUGGGCCCAAAAGUCUGGCGCAAGAAACACAAGUGACCAGUUCACUUUUACGAAAUCUGCUUGAUGUUAUUGAGGAAGUACAGAUAGCGCGGUUAGAAAUUAGGUUUCUGAUUCUUACUAGCUUUCAUUCUCCAUCCGCUAAGCAGCUGGAUUUGCAGCUUGCUUUCAUUGAUUUUGAGAGUGGUGUAAAGCUGAUAAUGUCUCUCGACAUGACAUGUUUGAACUGUGGGGUUUAUCCUUCAGAGAUCCUUCCCCAUCAUUUACAGACUUCCACCACUAGGACAGACGACUUACACUGUCCACUCUCAAUUGAAAUAAAAGCUGCAAUCAGUAAUCUUAGAGCUGGGUACUCAAGGAUAAUAAGGCUCUGUAGGUGUGUUACCCAGGUGCUGCAAUCUUCAGGCAGGUGAUUGGGGUUUUUUUAUUUAACAUCUUAAAGAAGAGAGAAAGGGCACCUACAAUUUGUCGUUCUCUCUUUGUUGCUUGAUUGAGCAUUAUAUCCUUUUUUUUGUAAGCUGCACUACAAGGUGACAGAUUUGCUCCAACAUCUUCAGAAACGGUAGAUGCAUUUCUUUCUCAUUUGUUGACCACUUUUUUUGUGGUUCCGUAAAUGUUUAUUGCAGUACCUUAAAGUAGCCAAUUUACACGAAUGCUGUGACUUUGAACCGAAAUUGCACUUUAUGUAGUAACACUUAACAGCCGUCUA
Molecule: messenger RNA, 3908 nt
Organism: Gossypium arboreum
Lineage: Eukaryota; Viridiplantae; Streptophyta; Magnoliopsida; Malvales; Malvaceae
Exons: 18
Coding region: 1-3612 (1203 amino acids)
Source: RefSeq, a predicted model, not a curated record